AUGUCAAAUUACAUCGGUAAGACCAUCUCAUUGAUUUCUAACAAAGGAUUACGUUAUGUUGGUUUAUUAGAUAAUAUCAAUGCCGAAGAUGCAACCGUUGCCCUUAAAUCAGUUCGUAUGUUUGGUACUGAAGGUAGAUUAGCUGCACAAGGAAAUCCAAAUUUGGAAGUGCCUCCAGGGAAUGAUAUUUAUGAUUAUGUUGUUUUUAGAGGGUCUGAUGUUAAGGAUUUGUCGGUUUUGGAUAUACCUGUUGAUCAAGUUAAGCCAGAGGGACCAACUGCUGGAUAUUAUGCUCCUCCUACUAUGCCGCAAACCGCUGCUCCUCCCGUUAGUGCUGGUCCUACUGGAUCAAUUCCACAGAGUGCUCCAGCUACUACUACCACUGCUGCAGCCCCAGCUCAACCGGCUGCUGCUCCAGGUCCAGGUGCUGCUGUUCCAAGCCAAACUGCAGCAGUCCCAACUGAAACUGCAACAGAAAAAUCUCCAGUUUCUGGAAAACCACAACCAACCAAAACUGAAAAACCACGCGAUGAAACUCCAACCAAAACAACCACCGAAGAAGUUGCCGACGCCCAACCAGGAUCAGAACCAACAGCUCAUCAUUCCCCACGUCACCAUCACCAUCACCCCCAAGCUCGUCGUGGUUCCGCCGAUUCUGCGAAACAUAAAGGACCAGACAUCCCAACUGAAGAAUUCGAUUUCGAACAAGCAAAUGCCAAAUUCCUGAAGGAAUUAGAACAAGAACGUGAAUUGGAACAUACCGGCUACAACAAACUGGCAUCAUUUUUUGACAAUAUUUCGUCAUCGACUGAAGAACGGAAUAGUAUGAGAUGGGCGGAGGAGAAGAAUUUGAAUUUGGAUACGUUUGGUGAAAGUUCGUUGCAUAGACGAGGAAGGGGUGGAUAUCGUGGUGGUAGAGGUGGAUAUAGAGGUAGAGGUGGUAGAGGUGGGGGAUAUAGAGGUGGGAAUUGGAGAGGAGGUAGUGGAAGUAGAGGUGGUGGAAGUAGAAAUAAUACCAAUGAUUAUCAUAAUAAACCUGAAUGGGCUUAG
Molecule: messenger RNA, 1050 nt
Organism: Hemisphaericaspora subhashii
Lineage: Eukaryota; Fungi; Ascomycota; Pichiomycetes; Serinales; Debaryomycetaceae
Exons: 1
Coding region: 1-1050 (349 amino acids)
Biological process (GO): cytoplasmic stress granule assembly; P-body assembly
Cellular component (GO): P-body
Molecular function (GO): mRNA binding
Source: RefSeq, a predicted model, not a curated record